AUGUGGCGCUGGGCGCACGGUUUAGCGGCGGCCUUGGCAGCGCCGCGUCCUCCACGCCGCCCGCCUCAGCGCCUGGCCCCGCCCCUCGCGGUGCCGCGCCCAAUCAGAAGCGCUCUCUGCUGCCUUCCGCCCACUCCGCUCGCCCAUUGGCGGAGGCUGCUCCUCCGGCGCUGCCUCCAUGGCGACGCGGCGGACGGGCACUCCAAGAUGGCCGCCGAGCCGGGCGGCGGGCGCAACCUGCCCACCCAUUGCUGCCGCCCACCGCUUGCCGCCUUCACCGCCGGGCUCCUGCUGCUCCUGACGCUGCCUCCCUCCGCCUCCUCCUCCUGUGACCACCGCGUACCCAGCGGCGACCAGGUCGUCUAUCAAGUUCCUCUAAAGGAAAAUCACGUCUCGAAGAGAAACGUGGAUCAACAGCUAAGAAUUAAGAUUGUCUAUGACAGAAGCGUUGAGGAUUUGCUGCCUGAGAAAAGACACCUUAUAAAGAACAAACUCUUCCCACAAGCUAUAUCUUAUUUGGAGAAGACAUUUCAAGUGCGCAAAUCUGCCGGUGCUAUAUUGCUAAGCAGGCAAUGUGUGACAAACCAAUAUUUAAGGAGGAAAGCUGAUCCCCACAGAUAUUGCCAAAAAGCCUGUGCAGACCAUACAAGGUGUGGGCCAGUUAUAGUUCCUGAGAAACACCUCCAGCAAUGCAGGGUGUACAAUGACAGUGACUGGCACCGAAGGCCCAUGGGCUCACCCGAACAGGAAGGGGUUCGAGAUGCUGACUUUGUGCUCUACGUUAGUGCUCUCACUACUGACAGGUGUGGCCAUGAAAAUAUCAUUGCAUAUGCAGCCUACUGCCAACUGGAAGCUGAAAUGGACAGGCCAAUAGCAGGAUAUGCUAACUUGUGUCCAAACAUGAUUUCAACGCAAGCUCAGGAAUUUGUUGGCAUGUUGUCUACAGUGAAGCAUGAGAUAAUCCAUGCAUUGGGUUUCUCUGCUGGAUUGUUUGCAUUUUAUCGUGAUGAUGAUGGAAAACCUUUGACACCAAGAUAUGCAGAUGGACUUCCUCCUUUUAAUGAGAGCCUAGGUUUGUAUCAGUGGAGCAAUAAAGUUGUUCAUAAAGCAGUGAGGCUGUGGGACAUACGUGGUGGCAAAAUGCUGCGCCAUGCUGUUCAUCUUAUGGUGACACCACGGGUAGUCGAAGAAGCCCGAAAACAUUUUAAUUGUCCAAUUCUAGAGGGAAUGGAGCUUGAAAAUCAAGGUGGCGUGGGUACUGAGCUCAAUCACUGGGAGAAGAGAUUGUUGGAGAAUGAAGCAAUGACUGGAUCCCACACUCAGAACCGAGUCUUUUCCAGGAUCACCUUAGCAUUAAUGGAAGACACAGGAUGGUAUAAAGCCAAUUACAGCAUGGCAGAGAAGUUAGACUGGGGACGCAAUAAAGGCUGUGACUUUGUAAUGAAGAGCUGCAAAUUCUGGAUUGAUCAGAAGAGACAAAAGAAGCAAUUAAUCAGUCCAUACUGCGACACUUUGAGGAGUAAUCCUUUGCAGUUAACCUGCAGACAGGACCAAAGAGCAGUAGCAGUGUGCAACUUGCAGAAGUUUCCAAAGCAGUUACCUCAGGAAUAUCAGUACUUUGACAAUCUUAAUGGGGUACCAGCAGAAGAAUUGCCUUACUAUGGUGGCUCAGUAGAAAUUGCUGAUUACUGUCCCUUUAGUCAGGAAUUCAGCUGGCAUUUAAGUGGUGAAUUUCAACGCAGUUCAGACUGUAGAAUAAUUGAAAACCAGCCAGAUCCUACCAAAAACUAUGGUGCAGAGAAAUAUGGACCAAACUCUGUAUGUCUUAUUCAGAAAUCUGCUUUUGUUAUGGAACAGUGCAGGAGGAAACUCAGUUACCCUGACUGGGGUAGUGGAUGUUAUCAAGUUUCUUGUUCUCCACAAGGGCUGCAUGUGUGGGUCAAGGACACUGUGUACUUGUGCAGCCGCUCGGGCCAGGUGUUGACUGUGAGCAUUCAGAUGAAUGGCUGGAUACACGUUGGCAACCUGAUUUGCCCAGCCUGUUCGAAUUUCUGUGACUCCUGUCCCCCAGAGAGGGAUCCUCCAGCUUCCAACUUAACAAGAGCUGCACCCAUUGACUUAUGCUCCUGCUCAUCUAGCCUGGUUGUAACCCUUUGGCUGCUGGUGGCCAACUUAGUUCGCCUGCUAACAGGAUUGUUUCUCUGCGCAUAGACUUGAGCUUGGGGCAAGAAGUUUUGAGAUAAUACCCAUCCUGCUGCGCUCCUUGCUGUGGAGCACAGGGGCUCUGUCUCAGCAGGCAGCUCUCUCCUGCUGAACCUCAUCUCCCCUGGCAAGUAUUGCUGCACACAGUAGUCAGGGAGGUGCUGACAAAAACAGGCAGAGUUUUGAGAGGAGGAAAAUUUACCUUGUCAUCUCAAUAAGUGCCAGUAUUUUCCUGAAUUGCAACCUGAAUUGCAAUGGUUUUUUUGACGCAGUAACAAGAUCCACUUUGCCAACUGUGUUAAACUACCUGGAAGCUCAGUCAAGAUUUGAAAUGAGAACUUUUCUGUAAUAGAACUGAGGGCUGUUUUUUUGGUUUUUUUUUUGUUAUGUCUAUUGUGUGAUUAGUAGCAAAGCAUCCUCAAACUGGAAAUAUACCUCAGUGGUUUAUUCAAAAGCCAUGUAAAAAUCAGUUGUCAUCACUGCUGAUAACCAAGGCCUAAAGAGGUUGGUAAUUUGUUUGCUUUGUUAAUUCUUACUAUUUAUGGGGGAGGAAAGAAUGUAAGUGAAUAAACCAGUGGUAGGCAGAUGCCUCCACAACUGUAUUCUGCAGCUUUGAGCCCCCUCAGAAUUCAUACUAGGUAAAGCAGCUAAUUCUUGGGGUUCAUUGCAUCUUCCUACAUGCACAAAAUGGAAUUUCAGACUGGUAACCAGGACAACUGUCUAGAAAUCCCAAUUUCAUUUAGCGUGUGCCUGUUCUACUGUGAAAUUUAAUAUCUCACAUUUAAAUAUCCUCUAGAGUUUGCUAGGCAAAUGCAUUUCAGUACUGAUACUCAGACUGUAAAUUUGGGAUAGGAUUUAUGAUGAUUUCUUAUUUCAUUGGUUUGUUUCUGAAAUAAUGACAUUAUUGUUUUAAAACUAGUAUGAACAUUACUACAGAUGUUCUCGCUUCUUGUUGAAAAGCAAACCAGUAGCAAUGGCAGCUAUAAUCUUACAGGAUCAUACUGAUGUCUCUAGACCAAAAACUAUAUUGAAUGUGUAAGGGAAGCCUAAUCUGUUGGUUUUUUUACUUCUCUACUCUUUUUGGACAUGUAAGUACUAUGGAUUAUUUGAGUAUUUGUAGUAAGAUGAGAAUCGGAUGGUUUGAGCCACAUGAGGGCACCCCUUGCUACAAAAUUAAUCACUUGAUGACAAAAUAGGUAAGAGGAAGGAAAUGAGUAAAAUCAGUCAAGGUAAGGACAGCUGCUGUAUAGGACCCUUGUAAGGAUGUUUCUAUUUAUUUCUAUAAUGUGUAACAAAUAAUCCUGUUCAGAGGUAAAGAAACUCUUUGUGGUUCAAUCCACUGUCUGUCCUUUUAGGACAAUUUUCACUCCUGGAAAAGUGUUAAAUUUAAGGGAGCAGGCAUGUCCAUUGCACUAAAAAAUGCAGAUACAGGGAGAAAGAUUAUACUCUGCUUCUUAAAUGUUCUGUGCUAUUAUAAUUGUCAGUGACUGGAUCCCUUUUGUAAAUGAAGGUAGGGAGAUGGAGUAAAUCUUUAACUGCAAUUAUACUAUUAUAAUAGGACUUCCAUCAUGAUUGUAAGAAAUUCUUUGUGCCUACUGGACUUGAUUUUCUUUUUUGUGGUUGUGGUUUUUUUUUUUUUGGUUUUUUUUUUAUUAUUAUUACAGGAAACUGUUAUGACACUGCUGAGGCAAAUAAGGUGCUACUUUAAGCUGUCUAAAGACAUCAUAGUUGAGAGCACCUUGCACUGGGCUAGUUCUCCUUCUUAACUGCAGAUUAAGCUUGCUAUGAAUUACACAAGGCCUAGACUAGCCUUAAAUCAGUGUCUCAGAGAAGCAAUACAAGGCAGGACUCAAAUGCUUUAAAAUUGUACAAACUGAAUUAUUAAACACUCAGAUUGAUAAGUGAACACUAUUUUAAUAUAUCCACAAAACAGUAAAUGUAAACUGAUACCUAGAAAACAUAAAGGUUUGAGAAUACAUCUUAGGUCCCAGAGGUUGAUAUUUGUAUUUUUGUCUGUUGUGCAAUAAUACAGUUGAAAUGGUAUCACUUAACAGCAAUGCUUUUGAUACUUGAAAAGAAAUUACUGGUUAUUUUUUCUUACUGUGAAAUGUUUGCACUGUCUGAACUUUCUAGUUAACUUUAUAACUGUUAAACUUUUUUAACUGGUGUUAAUUUAUUGUGCUCAGUAUUUGAUAUGCUGGUCUCCUGUCUAAGUGUGAGAUUUGUCAUAUUUAAUUGAAUAUUUUUAUCUUUUACACAGUUGUUUAUCUUGAGGGCUUUUCUUCUUUUAAUCUCUCUUCCUGAGAAUUAAUUGAAAGAUGGGUUAGAAAGAUGAUGCUUACCUACUUCUGAAUUGUAUGCAUGAAGUAAAGAAAGGGGAUAUAGUGCUUUGUGUUGAAAGGGAAAAAUCUGUCAGCCUGUUGGAGCUCUUGUGGUCAGGUUCACCAGUACCUGCUGAGCAGCUGCAUCAGUGAAUCCAGUGAAGUAAAACUGCUACUGCCUUCAUAAUCUGGGAUUUCAGUUGUAAUUUCUUUAUCAUACAGCCCUUCAGCUGCCUGUGAACUGCAGAACUGGACGUGACUUUGGGGGGUCAGGUGUGGAAGGUACUUUAGUCAGAAAAAUGCAACAUCUUCUAUCCCAGCAGUGGGUUAGCAGCUGCUAGCAGCUGUAGCCUGUGGGAACUGCCAGGAAAUGUGUCAACUUAAAGUGGCAAUGAACUGGUAGCUGUCAUACAGAAUAUUUGAGUAAAGCUGACUUCCUCAGUUCUGUUUGUCUUUGCAUUCAGCUUUUAGCAUGCUGUGAACUUCCAGAUCUUAACAUGAAUUAAGUAAAAUCAUGUCUCAGGUUUUUAAGAGUAAAAUUACUACAGUAGGAAGCAUAAGCCAUUUUUGACUAUAGAACAGUUAAAAUUGUAGCUGAAGCAGAUCAGCUAUGUACCCUUAGGUGUAGUUUCUGCUAUAAAAUUCAGAAUUCUUUUAAAUAAAUGCAAAGUUUGCUCUGUUAGGUGUCCUGACCACACGUGACCAGUCCUUCCUAUUGCAUCUCUUAAGUGUGAAAACUUAGAAAUACAGCCCAUUUAAGCCUUCAAAUUUCCACCAGAGAAGACUGGGCAUUAGGAGCCCUGGAAGUUGUGCUGAGAUGCAUGAGUUUGCUCAUCUGUAACAGAAAUGUUUUCAGUGUAUAGUCCACAGUUUUAACUUCAUAUUAUUUUAAAAAUAUUCCAUGUUUGCUUAGGGAAGUAAAUUAAUCUUGCAGUCUUUUUUGGUCCCAGUAGUUAAAAUCAUUUCAAUUAGAAGUUGAAGCAAGUUAAUAUUUUAGGAACACAUUUUUUCUAGUGUUGCAAUUAAGAGGAGGAAGGAUAGCUUUUGGAGAAUGCAGCAAGUAAAAUCACAUGGAAAAGCAGCAAUUCAUUCCUCCUGAAAUGAGUAGAGGUCUUGGGAUACAGUCACGGCCCUUGAUGUAGGUUAAUUACUGAAUUAUAUCCCCCAUUGACUGUCAGUCCAACGCAGCUCAUUCUUUUUGCUGAGCUCUAAUAAACUGGGGAGACUGAUGUCUGAGGGCAGACAUAUCCACACUCACGUAUGAGGCCAGCUGUUUUUAAAUCUUCCUGUCCUGCAGAUCUUUCUGCUGGUUGAUACUCAGUAGAGAGGGAGGUGUACAUCCUUCCCCAGAUUUCCAAGGGCUGACUUUCAGCCAGCUGAGCAGCUCAAGGUGUUUUUCCCUGCAAGACUGAACCCCUGUUUUUAGCCUGCCUGCUUGCAUGUAUGUACUGAGGAUCUGGGGCUGUUUGUGCAUUGAACGACAUGAUCUUACAGGCUUCCAAAGUGCAAAUGUUGCCUUUUUAAUGUGAAGCUUACCUUGAGAUAAAACAACUGUUUUGAGAGAACUGGCUGACCUUGAACAUGUGUUUCCUAUUUUGGUACAGAAUGUAAAUAUAGAACUAACUAUUUUACACAGAUUUUGGCUGGACUGACAUAUAAGGGCUAAUUUGUGUUAUUUAUGAAGUAAAUAUUUCCUUAUUUUACUGUUUAAAAAGCUAUGUCAUGCAGCAGAAGAAAAAACUGUUUUUCAGUAAAAUAUCUGUAGAAUAUUAAUUCUUGUCCUUUUCUUUGAGAGCUGAUGAUGAUUAACUGCAAGAGUAAGAGCAAUAAAGGACCACUAUUACAACAGUCAUUUAUUUCAUGAGAAUGUUGAAAAAUGAAAUUCCAUCAAGUCUGCAUAUUGAUCACUUUAUUAAAUUAUUUGAUACACUUUGAAUGUAAAAUAUUCUAUGUUAUUAUUAGCUCAUAUAUGACUUAUCAGAAAUUCAGCCUGAUGGUAAAGGAAGGAGGUUCCUGAAUUCUCUAUCCCAUCCUCAUGUCUUUGAUACUUCAAAACUGUGCAAUGUGUAAGUAUUUUUCCACUUCAAAUUGAAGAUCAUAAAUUCCCUGCUUUGUGUGAAGGAUUUGGUCACAUGAUUCCCAUUUCAGGGGCAGGAAUGUUGGUGUUGCUCUGCAGAGCCCCAAGCUGUUAGCUGUGACUGGACUCUGAGCAGGAGGAGCUGAGCUACCCUUGUUGCUGUUCAGGAGCAUCAGGGAUGCUGCAGCCACUGGUUUUGGUACCUGAGCUAGCUUUGCUAGCUGUGAGACUGAGAUUUUUACAAUAUAUUUGUAAUUACAAUACAUUAUUUUAUAUAUAUAUAUAUUACUCUGGUAAAUGGGAAAGACCUAUAAUUCCUCUAAAAUUAGUUGAAAUUAUUUUAUAAUUAGCUCAUUUUUUCCUCUAAGCAAUAUGAUAGCGAGUACACUGAUUUAAAAAAACUUGCCUUCUCUGCAAUUUCAGAAAAUCUGAUAAAGCACAGCAAAAGUAGGUUACUCUUCCUUCUUUUUUUUGCCUUCUCUCAAAAUAGGAAUAUUUCAAAAGGGGAUUAAAGCUUAUAAAAUGUGCCACUGUUCAUUUUGUAGUGUUUUUAACUCUGAAAAACAUCAGGUAUGUAAAGUUACCCAAGUACAACUAUAAGGUUUAAAAACUUCAAUGUUUCUAAAAUUCAUGAUACUGGUACCACAAUAAAAACCCCUGGUCUGUGAACCCAGUUUGUGUUUAAAAUUCAGAAGCAGAUGGGAGAUCUCUCUCCAGGAUGUGCUGCUUGAGCAGGAUCAGGACACGACUGCAGUCUGGAAAGCUGCAGGGAGCUGCACUGGUCAGAGCAGUGGAGUUUCCUGGAAUGCAGCCGGGUGUGAAAUGCCAGUUCACAGGAGUUCUGUGCGUCUGUAGUGGUCACUUCCAUACAGGUACAAAAAGUCAAGUAUAACAGAGAGUUUGUCACUGUUACUGGUUGUCCCCUCAAAAUAUCAGCAAGUGCGCAAGCUGAGCCCUGGGUACAUCUCCCUGUCAACCUCCACUUCUCACCUCUCAGCUGAUUCAAAUUAAUGAUGAAGACUUGCUGAGAAAAUCUGAUGCUAACAAAAUUGUCUUUGGUUAUUCCAGAUGUUUUUUCUGUGUUUAAAGGAAUACAGUAAAUUUAAUCAAGGUCAGAUUAUUACUGAAGAUUCCUAGUGUUCCAGAUUUGAAA
Taeniopygia guttata (zebra finch) is the source of this 7753-nucleotide messenger RNA. RefSeq names its product leishmanolysin like peptidase (gene LMLN). The record is from RefSeq and is a predicted model, not a curated record. Gene Ontology annotation, molecular function: metalloendopeptidase activity. Gene Ontology annotation, biological process: proteolysis; cell adhesion. Lineage: Eukaryota; Metazoa; Chordata; Aves; Passeriformes; Estrildidae. Gene Ontology annotation, cellular component: membrane; cytoplasm.